AUGUCUUCCCAAGACUACGCGCAGGCAUACGAAGCUCUCGAUAAGGCAGCAGGCCAGACCACGCGCUUCUUGACCGGCCUCAAUAUCAGACAUGGAUUUAUCGGCGGCUAUGCAACCUCUUUGAUCGGCGGACGCCGUAUUACCUAUGACAUUGAUAUCAUUAUCGAUGCCGAUCCCAAGACCAUUCAGACCCAGCUCGUCGAAAAUUGCCAGGACUUCACAAUAAGUUCUCAAAACAAACUCCACUUUCAGAGUGGUAUCGACACUGUCACCAUUGAGAUGCUUCGAGGAGGUGGAGACCGUCAGCUGAAGCUGCCCGACCCAAAGACGGUGGAGCUAGUUGAACUUGCCCCAAGAAGCCGCCCAGGACGCGUUGAGUCAACUUUCAGUCAGUUAUCUUCUACUUGA
Messenger RNA from Penicillium salamii, 408 nucleotides. Lineage: Eukaryota; Fungi; Ascomycota; Eurotiomycetes; Eurotiales; Aspergillaceae. The record is from the annotation of a GenBank genome assembly.